Molecule: messenger RNA, 7369 nt
Organism: Mugil cephalus (flathead mullet)
Lineage: Eukaryota; Metazoa; Chordata; Actinopteri; Mugiliformes; Mugilidae
Gene: jarid2b
Product: jumonji, AT rich interactive domain 2b
Exons: 19
Coding region: 525-4985 (1486 amino acids)
Biological process (GO): chromatin remodeling
Cellular component (GO): nucleus
Molecular function (GO): histone demethylase activity; DNA binding
Source: RefSeq, a predicted model, not a curated record
CUGCUCUCAGUCAGCAGAGCAGUGCUGCUGGAGAGCUCUCUCGACGAUCGCAGGCUCCAGCCAAGAGAGGAAAAAAAAAAGACGUGACACCUAACGUUUUAUUUUUUAAUCUUAUUUAUUAAUUCCCUCGUCGCGUCUUCGCCUCCAGCAAGAUGUAACUUGUUGACAUCGCCUCAACCAUAUUCAUGCAUUUGAAAAGAGCCGGGAGUGAGUGCGCAGAGACGAGAAGCCGAGCUGUUUCGGGCGAAUGGAAGUUAUUGUUGUGCAUUUGUUUUGACUAUGUUAUCCCCAAGUGAGUUUGGGUCCAGUCCGUCUCCGAUCGUCGUCGGCAGUUGAUUUUCUGGAUUUACACCCGAAUACUUUAAGGGGGAAACCACCGGUUCUGCACGGGCAGCGAGCUUUUCCUACAGAGCCGGGGAUUUAAAUCGUCGUUUGGUGGAGCUCCGGGGAGAGGCGAGAGUCAAAGAAAAGAAAUUCAUGUGGCCAUUCUCUCUGUAACCAAACAUUUCUCUGGGGAUUGCAGGAUGAGCAAGGAAAGACCUAAGAGGAAUAUCAUUCAAAAGAAAUAUGAUGACAGUGAUGGGAUCCCGUGGUCGGAGGAGCGGGUCAUGCGAAAGGUGCUUUACCUCUCCCUAAAGGAGUUUAGGACUGCACAGAAACGGCAGCUGGAUGGGGACGGAAACACAAACUCCAAUGGUUCCCUUGCCAACGGGCAGCUGAACGGCUCGGGGUCAAAGGGCAGCCACAAAGAUGACGGGUCCUUGCGAUCUCAGGGCCUUGACGGGAGUGGAGAGUACUGCGAGGACGGUCCCGCAAAAAAGAGGCCUCGGCUCCAGGCCCAGAGGAAGUUCGCGCAGUCGCAGCCCAACUCCCCGAGCACCACGCCCGUCAAAGUGGCCGACCAAGGCAGCCUGAGCACCGGCCUGGCCACCGUGCCAUCCACGUCCCUCUCGUCGCUCUCCUCCUCAUCCCUGUCCUCCUCCAUCCAGGACCUUUCCCGACGCAAGCCCAAGACGGAGGACUUCCUCACCUUCCUCUGCCUCAGAGAGCCUGGGUCUUCAACGUUUUUCAGGCCAAGGACCCCCAAACUGAUGGACAGAUUAAGUUCAUCUGCCUUGCCCAAUAACAUGGCCUACUUCGGGAGCUCCCAGGAGGAGGAAGACCUGGAGGAGGACGAGGAGGAGGAGGAGGACGAGGUGAGGAACGGCGGCGGCGGCGGCGUCCACUCGCACGGCGUGGGAAGCGGCAGUCAAGCCUCGGCCUCAUCCUCCUGCCACUCGACACCGCGCAAGGGCAAGCUCCCCGCCAGGCAGCCGCUCAACGGGCACGUGUUCCACAGCAAAGCAGGGACCAGGGAGAGUCCGAGGCCCAAGGCGGGGGCUCACGGCAGGGACGCGCCCGCCCCGCCGCUGCCACCCCCUCCGCCUCCGCCUCCGCCCCUCCUGAGGGAGCGCAGCGAGCGGGCGGAGGCGCGGGAGCACGCCAGGGAGCAGCAGGCCUUGGCCAGCAGUCGGGGCUCCGCCAACGGGCUGCCGUCGAGGAGAGCCGCGGAGGAGUUACGCAAGCAGGUCUCUAAAGUGAACGGGCUGACGCGGGCCGGCUCGGCGCAGGCUGUCAGCGGUGCCAAAAAGAGCCGCGACUUCCGACUGCCGUCCAAAACCUUGAAGAAGUACACAGCCACCGUGUCCAAGGGCCACGUCACCUACACCAAAGCCAAACAGAAAGAUCUGGGCAAGAAAACCAAACUCAGCAGCAGCAACAAACACAACAGCGCCGCCUCGGCACCAUCGUCAGCGAACAAUCACAAUCAGCACAGCCAGCCAGCAGCCAGCAAUGGACUGGCCAACUCAGGAAAAGCAGCGGCACCAGCCCACCACAGCAAUGCAAAAACCCGCAAACAGGUGCUACUAUCCAAUGGGCUGCACAACGGGGCCUCCAGGGGCCGCCUCAACGGGAGGCUAAACGGGCAGCGGCACAACACCCUGGCUAAGGAGGACGGGCAGAGACUGUGCCAGCAGGGCCAGGGUGAGUGCCCGGGCCGAGAAGGACUGCGCAACUCCAAGCGGCGUCUGGAGGUGGUGCUGAACUCGGUGGGGGCGGGGGUCAUCGAGCAGAAAGUCAAAGCAACCGGCACUGAGGCCAAGAAGGCCAAGCUACAGCCCGCGCCCCUGGAGACACGCAGCAGCAGCAAGAAGGUGGCGAAUCAAGAGAAAGCUGCCGCGCUAAACGCCGCCCCCACCACUCCGGUUUCUAACGGACACGAAUCAGAAUCUCCCCCGUCUCCCAAACAAACUGUUACCCCGCCUCCCUCCUCCACACACCCUCAACAAACCCCGCCUCCUUCUACACCAGCAGCCAACGCGGAGCCGGUGAACCAGCGGCCUAAGCGGGCGUCGGCUGGGAAGCUGAUGUUGAUACGACAAGCACAGCAGCAGCAGAGCAGGUCUCACGGUCGAAGCUCCUCCUCCUCCUCCUCCUCCCCUUCAUUAGGCCAGAAUCACUCGCCGAACCCGAGUCGCGCCAGCACUACCUCAGACCCCCAACAGACCUCUGUGUCCUCCUCCUCCUCCGCCUCCUCUCCCCCCGCCUCCGCCAGCAGCAGCAGCAGCAGCCCCGGACAGCUCAAACCAGCAGCGGCGGCGCGGCCCGCGGACCGCGACAAGGAGUGGGAGCGCGAGAAAGAGAUGACGCGCCAGAGGGAGCGCGAGCUGGAGAGGGAGUGGGAGCGCCAGCGGAGCAAGCCGGAGGGCUGGCCGGCGCUGGGCGAGGUCCCCGUCUUUCGGCCAGCUCCGAGGGAGUUCCAGGACCCGCUGGUGUACCUGGACGCGGUGAGGGAGCAGGCCGAGGUCGCUGGCAUGUGCCGCGUGGUGCCCCCGCAGGACUGGCGGCCGGAGUGCAAGCUGAGCGAGGAGAUGCGUUUCGUUACACAGGUGCAGAGGGUCCACAUGCUGGGCCGACGCUGGGGCCCCAAUGUGCAGCGGCUGGCUUGCAUCCGCAAGCACCUUAAAUCUCAGGGCAUUACCAUGGAUGAGCCACCUGUCAUUGGUGGCUGCGAAGUGGACCUGUCACGUUUUUUCCAGCUCAUCAACGACAUGGGCGGCAUGCAGCAGGUGAUGGACCUGAAGAAGUGGACCAAGCUCGCCGACCUCCUGCGCAUCCCCAAGUCGGCGCAGGACCGGCUGGCCAAGCUGCAGGAGGCGUACCUCCAGUACAUCCUCUCCUACGACUCGCUCGGCACCGAGGAGCGCCUCCGGCUGCAGGACGAGGUGCUGCAGGAGAAAAAGAGCCUGGAGUCGCGCCGGGGCCCCCUGGAGGGUCUCCUGGAUUCAUCGACGCACAGCGCGCUCUCGCUGCCCCGCUACGAGCCCAAGAACGGGCUGGUGGGCGGGAUAGUGGGAGGGGCGACGGGGAACCACCGCGCCAACGGAGUGUACUACCGUCUGAAGGAGCUGGAGGCUCAGGUCAAAGCGGGCCGGCGCCGGCUCUUCGCUCAGGAAAAACACGGCAAAGAGGACAGGCAGCACGGGGAGGAGCAGGCGGCGGAGGACAGGGGCGUUCUCAGUGACCAGCACAAAUGUAUUUACAAGGGGAAGUCUGUGUCAUUGACCAACUUCUUCAGGAUAGCCCGCAACACCAUGACAAUGUGCUUUAGCAAAGAACCAGGAGCUGCUGAGGUUGAGCAAGAGUACUGGAGGAUCGUGGAGCAGAGAGACAGCCACGUGGCAGUGCAUUGUGGGAAGGUGGACACCAGUACACACGGCAGCGGUUUCCCGACAGGAAAGUCGGAGCCAUUUUCGAAACACGGAUGGAACCUCACUGUCCUCCCGAAUAACUCUGGAUCCAUACUGAGGCAUCUUGGUGCUGUGCCUGGGGUGACCAUUCCCUGGCUAAACAUUGGCAUGGUCUUUUCUACCUCAUGCUGGUCUCAAGACCAAAAUCGCCUUCCAUAUAUUGAUUACUUACACACUGGUGCUGAUUGCAUUUGGUAUUCUGUCCCUGCUGAGGAGAAGGCUAAGCUGGACAAGGUGGUCCACACACUGCUUCAGGCCAAUGGCACCCCAGGACUAGAAAUGUUGGAGAAGAACAUCAUGAUCUCUCCGGAGGUGCUGUGCCGCGAAGGCAUCAAGGUUUACCGUACGGUCCAGCGGAGUGGUCAGUUUGUGGUCUGCUUCCCCGGUGCCUUUGUCUCUAAAGUGUGCUGUGGCUACAGCGUGUCAGAGACGGUGCACUUUGCCACGCCACACUGGAUGAACCUGGGAUACGAGGCCGCAAAGGACCUGAAGUGUCGUUGUAUAGCCAAACCCUUCUCCAUGGAGAAGCUACUGUAUCAGAUCGCCACGGCCGAGUCCAAGAGGGACAACGGCCUUCUCCUCACCACCAUCUCCACCCUUCUCAAAGACCUCAGGAAGAUAGAGAUGCACCAACGUAAGGAACUUUACAAGGCAGGUUUGCACUCCUCUGCCCGCUACGGCACCCACGACGGCGGCCUUGGGCCCGUCGAGGGACGCAAGAAGCCCCGCGGUGGCAAGUGGCUGGCACUGGAGUCCUCGGAGAGACGCUGUCAAAUCUGUCAGCAUCUCUGCUACCUGUCCAUGGUGGUCCAGGAGACGGACAACGUGGUCUUCUGUCUGGAGUGUGCCCUGCGCUACGUGGACAAGCACAAGUCCUGCAGAGGCCUGAAGAUGAUGUAUCGAUACGAUGAGGAGCAAAUCGACAGUUUGGUGAACCAGGUGUGCGGUCGGGCCCUGUUAAAGAAUGGAGGCAGCGGCGGUGGAGCCGUCAUCGUCAGCGGAGGAGGAGUAGGAGGUGGAGGAGGAGGAGGAGGAGGAGGAGGAGGAGAAGGAGGUGGCGACCCCUGCCACGGCCUGAGUCCUGCCAAAGCAUCGGCCAAGCGAGAGCGGCUGAACCGGAAACGCGCCACUGUAGAGGUGUCCCUGGCACGCCUGUCCUCCAGCCACAUCCCCAAGGCCGCGGCCGUGUCCUGAAGGAGGCGGGGGCGCCCCGACAUCGCCAGCCCGUGCGCUGUCCUCGGUGUCCCUCCUCCCCCCCUUCCAGCACCCUCGUCCCUCGUCGCUUCCCCCGUUUGUUCUUUUUACAUUAAAGCAGGAUCACUAUCAACCCCAACUCCAACUCUAUCACAAAUCAUUUCCGAGCUUUGAAAAGUCCCCUCGCCUGACCUCAGUCCAAAAAAAAAAAAAAUACCCGCCUCUCCUUUAGUAUGACAGGCUUGUUUCUCAAAAAGAAAAGCAAGAUGUCUUUUUUGCACUAGUGUGAAAGAAGAAUUUUUUUUUUUUUUUUUUUUUUAUUCUGGAUGAUAUUAGAACCGCCCACCUUUUCCUCUCCUCUCCCGCCCCACCUUGAGUCAACAUUACAAGCAUUAACGUUCGCAGGAAGACUUGACGGGCCCUGUUCUACCCUUUACCUCCACCCACCGUCCCUCCUUAACUGAAAUUGGUUACACGUGUUACCUUUUUCUUGCAUCACUCUUUCCUGCCCCCCCCAUCCCCCACCCCCCGAGACUGAGACUGGACCCCAUCCCUUCUCAUCACACGUCACUCAACUGUGAACAUGGGACGAAUGAAAAGGCGGCCUUUUCCCCCCUCUCCUUCCCUUUUUUUGUGAAAUGAAAAUGACAUCAAGUAGUUACCCAAAGUUUCUCUCUUUCCUUGUCUUGAGGAAGAGGAGUCCUUUUUUUUUUUUUUUUUUUUAUUGAUUUUUAUUUUUUAUUUUUAAAUGCGUUCUCGAUGCAGUCCCUGCGUCGUUUAGUUUUUUUAAAGCGAGGUGGGCGAUGCAAGGUAAAAACUUGAAAGACAGACGAUGUUGGUUUACUGUUGGUUGGCUACGUUUAUUCUCUAUUUGAAUUUUAGAUUUGUUUUGGCUAGUUUUAUUUUAUAAUUUUUAUUUUUUUUUUUGCGAGAAGUCUUCUGUAUUUUAUUUUAUUUUUUUUGUCAUUGUGGAUGAUUCUGUUCGUUGGCGGACGUGAGAGGAGCAGAGCUACAGCUGCUUGACCUGUGAAAGGUCACCGCUCACCACACUUCCUGGUAGUUUGGAGGGAUCCCUUCUUUGCUAGCGAGUGAAUAUGGUGCCUGAUACUUAGCAAGGAGAUCCAUCUUUUAUUGGUGCUGUUGGUUAUAAUUACUGUAUAACAACACAAAAGUAAAAAAAUGUGGGGGCUGGUGCCGGCUAGCGGCUAACCGCUAGCCCACGCGCCCCCACCCCACAGGGCAGAAAGGCUUUUCAGGCUUUUCUGGUUCUAGAUGUGCAAUCGUGUUAACAUUCCAUUCUUCCAGUCCUCUUGUUUCAUCUGUACCAGUAAACAUUAAUUAUUAUAUUAUAUUAUUAUUAUUAUUAUUGUGUUUCUUUUUUUUUUUUUUACUUUUGUUGAUCUGAUGUGUUAUCUCAAGUAGAGCCACUAGUCAAAGUGUGUAAAAUGUGAAAUAUCAAAGUUUUUUUCUGUUAUUGUCCCUUUUUUUUCUUUUUUUUUUUGCAUUUUUUUCCCUUUUCCAGAUAUAUUAUGAGUGAUUUUUAGAGAGAGGAAAAAAAAAGUCCAACACAAACGAACAUCUUUUUUUUUUUUUUUUUGUACAUAAUCCUGUAAAUUUCUUUAAAUACUUGAGCCUUUUUCAGGGGGUUAAGUAAGACAGAAAUGACAGAAGGACUAGAGAAGAUGUUCCAGAAGAGAGUGCUUGAUGAAGAAAAAGCCUUACAUUUCCCUUUCUUCAUCCAUGUGAGUGUGACGCUUACAGGGUUGCUCUGAUAAAUGUGUAUAAAAAUUUUAAGUGCUGCUUAUAUCACUAAGAAAGAAGAUAUUGAGUAGCCAACGACUGCCCCUCCCAACCUAGUUUUGUUUGUUUAGCUUUACUUUUUUAAAGAAAAGGGAAAAAAAAGAUAUGCUCACAAAAAAAAAAUGGGUUUUUACAUUUUCAUUACUGAAAAUUCAACAAAAAUGUAGUAGCUACUCAUGUUGCACUGAGCUUGCCAGUGGUGACUGUCAAGGAAAAAUCCUAUAAUCCAGUUUGUUGGUUGUUGUCCCUCGCAGAAGACUGAACUGUUUUAGGACUAUUUAAUGAAACACAGAGUCGGGUGUUUUCAACAUAAAAAAAAAAAGUGGUUGUCAAGUUUUUAUGGCCUUACAAUAUAUUUUAUUCGGAUGAUUUUUUCUUUUUUUGUUUGUUCUUCAGUUCUCUUUGUUUCUUCCAUUUUCUACAGUAUGAACUACUUGCUCACAGUGGGGUCUCUGGUGACUUAAUUUAUUAGUGCCGUAUCUCGGCCUUUCCCUCCAUUCGGAAAGAGAGUCUCAUGUUGGUUAUAUUGACAGUUUUUUACUUUUGCAGUUUGUACUUCAGGUUUAAUAAAAACUUACCGACGA